This is a messenger RNA of Rotaria sp. Silwood1, 396 nucleotides long. The record is from the annotation of a GenBank genome assembly. Lineage: Eukaryota; Metazoa; Rotifera; Eurotatoria; Philodinida; Philodinidae.
AUGCUUUCAAACCAGCAAGAAGAAAUUCAACUGAAAGGCGAAGAUAUUUCACCAACUAAAGAUGGCUGUCUAUUCAAAGAAAUUGUUCGCCAAGGUACCGAUGAUGAAAAACCAAUGUUCGAUGAUACAGUCUUUAUUCAUUAUAUUGGAACUCUACUUGAUGGAACGGUGUUCGAGAAUACUCGAGAUCGGAAUGAGAAGGUUAGUUUCAAUUUUGGUAAAGGCGAGGUGAUCAAAGCAUGGGAUAUUGGUGUAGCGACCAUGAAGCGUGGAGAAAUCUCACGAUUCAUUUCGAAACCCAAUUAUGCUUAUGGUCUAAAAGGAUUAGGCGGCAAAGUCGGAUCCGCCGCAACUGUGAUCUUCGAAAUUGAACUUCUCGAUUGUGUAGGCAAGUGA